Molecule: messenger RNA, 1654 nt
Organism: Calliphora vicina (urban bluebottle blowfly)
Lineage: Eukaryota; Metazoa; Arthropoda; Insecta; Diptera; Calliphoridae
Gene: gus
Product: gustavus
Exons: 4
Coding region: 516-1361 (281 amino acids)
Biological process (GO): proteasome-mediated ubiquitin-dependent protein catabolic process
Cellular component (GO): SCF ubiquitin ligase complex
Molecular function (GO): protein binding
Source: RefSeq, a predicted model, not a curated record
UUUAGAGAAACAAGUUAAAUAAAACAAAAUAUUUUAUUAAAUGUACUAAUGACAUUAUAUCUUAUUGAUUGCACAAUUUGACGAAUAUUUAAUACUUUCUGAAAUAAUAUAGAUGGAACUCGGAAAUAAGAGAAUCUCCGUAAGCUGUGGGUUGUUUCCAUUUUCGUGCUUUAAAUUGUAUUUGCAUCAGAUCAUCUAAAAGGUGUUCGUUUAAAUUAAGGUCUGGAUAAAGGAGAAAUAGACAACAAAAUUGAAGUUUUAUAUGCAGUCCAUGUUCCAAUAUAAAAUGCGCAGUUCUUAGGGACUUUAUCCCGGAGUUAGUCGUUAUAAGAUACAGAGGUGGUAGAACACCUGUCGCAAGGUCAAGCGAAAAACGUCGAACAACAAGUAUUUCGUCAUCGUCUUUAUCACCUCGAAUUGUACUUUCAAGAUUGGAACCAAGAGAAUACGAACGAUUACGGUUGUCUUACAAAGUCGCAAUAGUAGAUCAAAGGAGAUCUCGGAGUUGCCGUGGUAUGAACAUGGGCCAAAAAAUAAGCGGCAGUGUGAAAUCUGUUAACAGAAAUGACACACAAACGCCUUUUAAGCCAAUUAUACCAAGAGAAUUAGCGGCUGACUUUGCGAAACCGGCUCGAAUUGAUAUAUUAUUAGAUAUGCCUCCAGCAAAUAAAGAAACUCAACUAAAACAUUCUUGGAAUUCGGAGGACAGAUCACUUAAUAUUUUUGUUAAAGAAGAUGAUAAGCUCACUUUCCAUAGACAUCCAGUUGCACAAAGUACAGAUUGCAUACGAGGUAAAAUUGGUAUGUCCAAAGGAUUACACAUAUGGGAAAUUUAUUGGCCUACAAGGCAAAGAGGUACUCAUGCCGUUGUAGGGGUUGCUACAUCCGAAGCCCCAUUACAUUCUGUAGGUUAUCAGAGUUUAGUUGGAUCUUCAGAUCAAAGUUGGGGUUGGGACUUAGGAAGAAAUAAGUUAUAUCACAAUUCUAAAAAUUGUGCAGGCAUUACCUAUCCUGCAAUCCUCAAAAAUGAUGAAGCUUUCUUGGUUCCUGAUAAAUUUUUAGUUGCUCUUGAUAUGGACGAAGGAACAUUAAGUUUUAUCAUAGACCACCAGUAUCUUGGAGUUGCAUUUAGGGGCUUAAAGGGUAAAAAAUUGUACCCUGUUGUUUCAGCUGUAUGGGGUCAUUGUGAAAUCACUAUGAGAUACAUUGGAGGACUUGAUCCUGAACCAUUACCACUAAUGGAUUUAUGUAGACGAACAAUACGACAGGAACUUGGUCGUGCAAACUUGGAAGAGCGGGUUCAUCAACUACAUCUUCCUCAUUCGAUGAAAACGUAUUUAUUGUAUAAAAAUCGUAGAUAAUAUUUUCAUUAUAAGCUAUUAAUGAUUAAAUUUAAAUGUAAGAAUUUGAUGUUAGUAGCAGUUUUUGAUUAUAUAGUAAUAUGUUUAUAAAUACUCCGUUUAGCAUAUUUUGGUGUAAUAUAUUUGUAAGUUUAUAUGGGUUUAGUUUUGUAAAUUGACAGCAUUGUAUACAUAUAUAAGUAUAUAUCGUUUAACAUAAAAAUGAUAUAAGAUAAAUCUCAACAUUUUCUCAUUUAAGAUUCAAUAAAAUAUAAAGUCAAGAAAUUCCUUAAAAAAGGAUAAAGUGCAGAGAA